AUGUCCUCUUCAGGCUUAUAUUUUACUGUAUUUCCUGUUUGUUUAAAUACUUGUUAUUUCUUUUUAGACUCUGAAAUAAGCCUGCUUGAUUCUUCUCUUUUGGAUCAUCUCGAUCAAAUCGACAUAUCGGAUUUGGAAAACUAUGUUUUUUCGAGUUCACCUAGUUCUUCGCCUAGUUCCUCACCCCCGGUUUUAGAGAGAGCUACAGGCAAGAACAUUCGUCUCUCGACCCGUGAGAGAGAGGCUUUGCUUUCUGCAAGGGUUUGCCCCGCGUCAGCUCCCCAGCGUGCCUCGGGCAAAAACCUGCAUCUGUCUGCCCGGGAGAGGGAACAGCUGAUCGCUGCGCACGCUCACAGUCCCGGCUUCGGAGCUCCAGCUCCCCAGCGUGCCUCGGGCAAAAACCUGCAUCUGUCUGCCCGGGAGAGGGAACAGCUGAUCGCUGCGCACGCUCACAGUCCCGGCUUCGGAGCUCCAGCUCCCCAGCGUGCCUCGGGCAAAAACCUAAAUCUGUCUGCCCGGGAAAGGGAACAGCUGAUCGCUGCGCACGCUCACAGUCCCGGCUUCGGAGCUUCUCCUCCUGUAUCGGGGCCAAGACAUUCACAGCCCCUGCCUCGGAGAUCCAGUCUAGGGCAUCUCAGAAACAGGAGUGGGAGGACCGUUAGGAGGACCCGUAGGCCUGCCAGCACAAGGAGGACAAGGCAGAUACGUGUACGGCGAGACAGACUUGUUUCCAUUGCUCUCCGAUCAGUUUCGUUGAUCGCUGAAAUAGUUCAGCUCAUCUUGUAA
Molecule: messenger RNA, 786 nt
Organism: Oreochromis niloticus (Nile tilapia)
Lineage: Eukaryota; Metazoa; Chordata; Actinopteri; Cichliformes; Cichlidae
Exons: 4
Coding region: 1-786 (261 amino acids)
Source: RefSeq, a predicted model, not a curated record